This is a messenger RNA of Peronospora belbahrii, 816 nucleotides long. NCBI's taxonomy places the organism in Eukaryota, Oomycota, Peronosporomycetes, Peronosporales, Peronosporaceae. The record is from the annotation of a GenBank genome assembly.
AUGUUUUGUCAUCGUCCAAUCGUGCGUUCGUUUACUUUAAAAGCCGAGUAUGAAAAUCUUUGCACGGAAGUACGUGGCAAAGUUGCAAUCAUUACACUACAUCGUCCCAAAGCAUUAAAUGCUCUCUGUAGUCCCUUGAUUGAAGAAUUAAAUGGUGCUGCCCAUGCAUUUGAUACAAAUGAUAAUAUUGGUGCAAUGAUUAUUACUGGAAGUGACAAAGCAUUUGCAGCUGGGGCAGAUAUUAAAGAAAUGGCCACCAAGAGUUUUGUAGAUGUCUAUCGUAGUAAUUUAUUUGCCAAUUGGGGAGAGAUUACAAACAUAUCAAAGCCUGUGAUUGCGGCGGUGAAUGGAUACGCUCUUGGUGGUGGAUGUGAGCUAGCAAUGCUCUGUGAUUUGAUUAUUGCGGGUGAUACGGCGAAAUUUGGGCAACCAGAGAUUACAUUGGGGACAAUUCCAGGCUGUGGUGGUACUCAACGACUUAUUCGAGCCGUCGGGAAAGCAAAAGCCAUGGAAAUGAUACUAACGGGUAACAUGAUUGACGCUCAACAGGCUGAACGUGAUGGACUCGUGGCUCGGGUCGUACCAGCUGAUCAAUUACUGGAUGAAGCACUGAAGACGGCUAAUAAGAUUGCCGAGUUCUCGCAACCAGUCGUUAAAAUGGCCAAGGAGGCUGUAAAUGCUGCCUAUGAACAGUCAUUGCAGGAAGGACUCAAGUACGAGAGCCGUCUCUUUUGGAGCUCUUUUGCCACAAAGGAUCAGAAAGAAGGCAUGGCUGCUUUUGUGGAGAAACGUAAGGCUGACUUUAAGAACGAGUAG